Molecule: messenger RNA, 1953 nt
Organism: Entrophospora sp. SA101
Lineage: Eukaryota; Fungi; Glomeromycota; Glomeromycetes; Entrophosporales; Entrophosporaceae
Source: the annotation of a GenBank genome assembly
AUGAACCGAGAUUCCAAAAAACGUAAAAGAGAAAACAAUUCUUCACCAGAAGACAGAGGUAACUAUGAUUCACCAUUAAACGGUACAAGAGUUUAUAUUUUAAUUCUUCUACCUAAAAGACGUCGUUCCAUAACUCCUGAUCAACGAAGACCACUACCUGAUGGAGGGGAUCAUUAUGUACCAAAUUAUGAUAAAGAUGGUUAUACACCAGCCCCCAGAUAUCAUGGUAGAGCUUCAGAAGUACGAUUUGCCCCACCUGGGUAUCCUGUAAUGCAAAUGGGAUUUAAUGUCCCAAAUCCACAAAUGCUUCCUCCUGGGGCACCUAUUAUGCCAAUGGAUUGGGCAGGUCCAACCGGAAGGCAAGAACCUUUAAAAGAUCCGGAUCAACUAGACUUUCUGGUUACAUUUAAAUACUUUUCAGAUUUUAUGCAGUAUACCAAUCCAAAAUCCAGACCUGGUGAUGAAGAACUACACAAGAAAUACAAUGAAUACAAAGAAGCAUUUGCUGUCAAGCAGUUAAAAACAUUUUUUGAAGCACAUCAGAAAGAAGAAUGGUUUCUUGAGAAAUAUCAUCCUAAAUAUAUGGAGCCCAGGAUAGCUAUUACGAAAGAAUUGAAAAAGAAGCAGUACGAACAAUUUAUUUCUGAUCUAAAGGAAGGAUUACUUGAUAGUAUUAAUAAUGAUGCCAAGCUAGAUAUUAAAAUCGAAUCUAAUGAAGAUUCUCACAGACUUUUUAUAAAAAGUGUCUCGCCAAAUAUUCCAAGACAGAAAAUUGAAGAAAUGUGUAAAGAAAUUCCUGGAUUUAAAUAUCUUGCACUUUCUGAGCCUAACCCUCAAAAAAAAUUUCACCGUCUUGGAUGGAUUGUUUUUGAAGAGGAUACAGACAUGGAUAGUGCGUAUGAAAAACUUAAUGAAAAAAAAAAUCAAAGCGGGCCAGUUCGUAAUCGGAUUACACCCGAAAUUGCUAAUACACCAGAAAGGUUAAAAAAAGAUUUAAUUUCAGCACAAAAACUCAUUGAAAAACUUGAUAAUGAUGUAGAUUCUAAUACAUUUGAUGGAAGUAAAUUGAUCAAGCAAAGAAUUGGUGUUUUUCUCAAAAACGAAGACCCAGAAGAAAUCAAUACAGUUAAAAAAACGUUAGAUAUGUAUAUUGAAUAUUUAAGACGUGUUCAUCUAUUUUGUUAUUAUUGUGGAAGUGAAUCUGAUUCCAUUGAAGAACUUUCACGAAAAUGUCCUGGCCGUCAUUUGAGAAGUUUAGUUGGAACAGAUACAAAAAAUCCUUCCAAAAAUACCAAGGAUAAACAAGUUAAUGCAACUCAAUGGCAGAAGACUUUGGAAAAUAAGAUUGCUUAUAAAACUGAACCUUGGAAAUUUGAGGAAGAAGUUGAAAAACAAGGCGGACAAAGUAUUCAACAAGUUCUUGAUAAAUUUUAUCAAGAGAAUGUGAUUGAGGUUGACCCUGGCCGUAAGUUUAAAUGUAAUUUGUGUUCCAAGUUAUUCAAGGGAGCUGAUUUUGUUAAAAAGCAUAUUGAUUAUAAGCACAACGCAAAAAUUGACGUUACUACAAACGAGAUUAAGUUUUAUAAUAAUUAUGUGCUUGAUCCCAAUCAUUUACUUCCGACCACGCCACCUAAUCCAACAGCAACGCUUAAUGUCCCUCAGAAUGUUACACCAAUUCCACCUAAUCCGUUUCCUGUAAUGACUAAUGCACCACCACCACCUUUUAUGGGGUUCAGUUUCCCAACAAUUGUUGGGGCGGCAGCUGGAACUCCGCAUGAUCAAAUUCCAAGGAUUGGUUUUGAAAUCAAAGAUGGUAAUGGUCAAAGAGGACAAAGAAUUAAUGAUAAAAGAAGACAAACGAAUCCUGGUAAACAAAGUGCUGAUCCUCGUCAAGUUAAAUCAUAUGUUGAUUUGGAUGCCCCGGCUGAAGGAGAUAUAGAAAUUAAGUAUUAG